UAUCAACUACCUUGCUUAAGCUCACUCCGUGGACACAUUGACAUGAUGCCCCUGUUUCUAUAUAAAAGGUUGGGUAUUUCUCUGCAUUUUGUUUUAUUUAUCAAUAUCAUUAUCAGCAGCAGCAGCAACGGCAGCAAUUACUAUCUUAACAGCAACUUUUACAAAUUAACAGCAAUAACUUUAACAUUUCAAUACACUGUAAAUUUAACUUACUGCCAAUUUAUCAUGUCACUAUUUAAUCCAGAUAAAAAUUCUCCCACUUCAGGAAAGAUAAUGUUCUGGUAUCAAAUAGCAAAAACUAGUCCUAAUAGUUGGGUAUCUCAACAGUACAAAUUAUCUGAUAAAAUUGAAAUUUUAGUUAAAUGGCUCGAUAAAUUAGAUGAACGUACUAUUGGAUUUCAUUCUGCUUUGUCCGAUGAAACAAAUGUAAAACAUAUAAUUUUGAACAUUACUCGUAAGAAAUAAUAACAUUUACUAAAAUGUUAAACAAUAUGCUAUUAAUUACGCAAAGACCAUUUAUAAGUUUUUUUGGCACCUAUUAUUGGUUGAUGGCGAUCAACUGAUUAACCAGUCUUGGCUGUUUAGCCACACAAACAAUGUCACACAGCUACCAGAGCAAUAUGC
Kickxella alabastrina is the source of this 624-nucleotide messenger RNA. RefSeq lists its product as uncharacterized. The transcript is spliced from 3 exons. The record is from RefSeq and is a predicted model, not a curated record. Bases 43 to 465 code for a protein of 140 amino acids. NCBI's taxonomy places the organism in Eukaryota, Fungi, Kickxellomycota, Kickxellomycetes, Kickxellales, Kickxellaceae.